GCUUUCCCUGGCUCUGACCACAAUCUCAUCAUUUUCCAGUCACUCUCCAUAUGAUCACUACUUUCCCUUCGUCCUAAUAAAUCUCCGAUCAACCGUCUGUUUGCUAGGAAAUGGGGCUGGGCUCGAACGUUUUUUGUUCACUACCGGUGUACAUUCUCGCCGUGUGGGCAGUCCCCGCGGCGGCGCAAGAUUGCGGCCCCGUCAUAAACAACCUGGCUGGUUGUCUGUCUUUCGUCUCCGAUGUUAGUACGACGACGGAGCCGGAAGGGACCUGCUGCUCCGGGCUCAAACUGGUGUUGGCAACCAAUGCGAGUUGCCUGUGUGAAGGGCUUAAGGGCAGCGCGGGUUUCGGAGUUUCUCUGAACGUCACCAAGGCGAUGACGCUCCCCUCUGCUUGCCACGUUAGUGCUUCUACUUGUGACCUGAACAGCACCGGCAAUCCAUCAUCACCUCCUGCUCCAACAAUGUUGCCGUUAUCUCCCAUAAGAGCCCCUGCUACGGUGGGAAGUCUGGCAGGAAUUCCACCAGUUCCGGUAGCUAAUUCUCCAAUUCAAGGAAACUCUGUUUCCUCCAUUGUGGUUCCGGCCUUUGUUGUCGCCCUGGCUGCUGCUGCAUUUUUUGUGUUGUUAUUUUGAGUUGGGAAUGAACUACUAAAGUUAGUUAUCACAAGGAAUUCUUAAAACAAACAAGCUUCAGUAGUGCAUUGGAUUCAUUUGAUUUAAUCAGGACUUCCAUUGAAUUUCACCCCCUUAUACAUGUAUUUUAUACAUGUAUAUAUAUUCAUUAUGUUCAUCUUUAGAAUGACUCAUUAUUCAACUCUCUAUUUUGUGUAUAUAUUCAUUACGGUUGUAUUUAGAAUGACUCAAGCUAAAUUCACAAAAAGAGAUGUAUGACAUAUGUUUUUAACAUCUUUUAUAGCAAUGAAUUUUGUUGAA
This is a messenger RNA of Cuscuta epithymum, 935 nucleotides long. NCBI's taxonomy places the organism in Eukaryota, Viridiplantae, Streptophyta, Magnoliopsida, Solanales, Convolvulaceae. The record is from the annotation of a GenBank genome assembly.